UCAACAAGCGGGUUUUGCUUGUGUCGGUUUGUUCGCAGGAUUAUCGGAAAAUAAAUAUUUCUCAUGUUAUUUGUGUUCCGGUAUAAUUACUCUUAUUAGACCACAGUAUUAGGUUUUAUGUGUAGUCAUUAGAGCUCCUAUUGUUUAGAUAUGUGUAUUAUUAUGCCAAAUUACGAGUGACAGAUGUUUUCGGAUUAGAGCGCCACUUUUCGACUGAGUUUUUAGAUAAUUUUAUUUGAAACAUGGAAGAUAUAAAUAAAACUAACGCUGAGAUGGAGUGCAGUGUUUCUGAACCAGCUCCAAAAACAUCACCGCCUGAAGAGUCCACCCCCACCAAGGAUGUGUUGAAGGUCACACAACCGCAGUGCAGCCCCGACUAUGACCUGCUAGACGAAGCAGAGAUGGAAGUCAACUCCGGUCAAAGUGAAGAGGCAUCGAAUGACGCGAAUGCUGCCGGAGCCUCGCCGGCACAAAAGAGUGAAGCUUCAGCCAAAAGAAAAUUAAGUGGCGAACCAACCGACAGCAGUGCGAAAAUUCAGAAACUUGACCAUGUUGAGCCUGAUUCCACGCAAACCCUGGACGACGAAGUCUCGGAGAUAAUCGGGGCUUCCAAACGCUUUGACACCCUUGACGACCCCGUACCAUCCGUCUCUAGAGUCCGCACUCCAGCACGAUCUAGUCCCCGUAGGCUUGCCAAACGAAGCAACAGCGCAGAUUUAGAUAAACUUAAAACACCAAAGACUCCCAAAAGUCGACCCGCCAGCGCAGACAUUACCAAAUCCCGCAAAACACCCCGUAAAGUACAACUAGAUAAACUUAAACCUGACCCCAUUGCCGAGGAAGAUGUCGCUAGCACUUCCAAAUCCAGACCAAGCGUAGAGUUUGUGGCUGAAAUAGAACCCCCAAAAGUUACAGAAAUCAAUACCGAAAACUCUGACCUCAAUGACUCACAAGAUUUCCAACUUGUCUUGUCACCAUCGCCUGUAGAGGACGUUGAUGAAGAAAAAACAGAAGAAAAACCUAAAGAACCAAAUUAUAGCAGCGACCCAGUGGUAGUCAAAGAUCGGAAGGAAAUUCUCGACCCAGGGAAGAUUCACGAAACUCGAAGCGAAGGCUACACCUUUUCCGAUCAAAACAGCAACCUAUCCCAACCGCUACCGAAGGACUUCAAAGAGAAAGCUACCGAUCAAGAGAGCACUGACAGCAUUGGUUCUUUGAUCUUAGAGAGUCCAGACCACAUUCCGACCGUGGCUUCAAAGUUGAUCUCAAAACUUUCCAAUGGAGACUCAUCCACUCCUACCGAAUCGUCAGCUCAAGGAAAACAUGGAUUGCCAGAGAACAGCGACAGUACUCCUGAUAUGAUCAAAUUGAACGGCAGCAAAUCGAAACGAAAGAACGAGUCUUUCAAAAACAGCAACUCAACAACGCCAUCUACUAUUUCUCCGUUACAAAACGGCCACUCAUUGCCGGCCAGUACUCCUCAGAUUCCAGUGUUUGACAUUCACGUGAGCCAUAAUGAGGACUGUGAGUUCUUAUCGCUGUAUGUCGUGAGAAUUGACAACGAUCUCAGCAUGGACAUGUACAAGGAGUACCAAAGAGUUUCCAAAAGGUUCACAAUGGAUGGAUAUCAAGCUGAUGUGUCAGCCACCAACUCUACCUCUAGCGUCACCAGCGGAGCCAUGAUCUCUCUGCCGAACAGGGCUUCGUUUUCUUCAACCAUCAGCUCUUUAUCCACAUUGAGUAGUCGAACGAGCGACGGCAAUUUUCUAGUGCCACAAGCCCCUCGUAAAUCCGUCACGAACCCAUCUACAACGGUUAAAGGGUAUGAUGCGUUGUUGAAGAAAUUGCAAGAGAUAUUCUCACAUGUUCGGGAUACGUCAGACGAGGCAAACAGGUCAAUUUCCGAUGACAAGGUCUCAGUGGGCAUUCAGACUGCACUGUCCAGUGACUCCACCUUAAGCAAUGGCAAUGCCAGCCCGGAAGAAGUAGGGAAAUGCGAUAAGGCAACUCCGAAGAGUUCGCUCAAGAAGUCCCGAGUGCGAGGUCGACGGCAUAUUGCUACAAAGACCAAGCGGGCUCUGUUGCCGACGCAGCUUGAGGAGCCAGAGUUUAUGCACGGUAUGAAUUCUCCAGAAAUGGUGCCAAGUAACGGGGAGAAUGGGAAGGAUUCGUCGAUGAAAUCUCCUAAGGAAGAAAAGCCGCUGUCGACUUUGGUGGCGACGCCUAAAUCUGUGAGUAAGCUGAAGCAAAAACGGCGGCCGACGUCGCCUAGGCCGGUGACCCCUGUGGAGAAAGUUGUAGUCAAACCGGAGUACCCUGGCUUCGCGCCCGAUACAGUUGUGCUAGCCAAAUGGGUGGACAAGCGUUACUAUUCGGGGAAAGUGCAGGAGAUCACUGAGCCGAAUAAGUACUUGAUCAAAUUCGAUGAUGGGCAGAGCAAGAUUCUACUGGAUGACUUCAUAAUCUUCGGGGAUAUGAAGACUUUGCCUCUGCAAGGACAGUCGGUGUAUGCGAUGGUAGAUGAGGAGCAGAAUUAUGAACCUGGUCUGGUUUUGGGCGUGGAGGAAAACGAUAGCGGCACUGUUACAUACAAAUGCACGACUGAUGGGGAUACUCUAGUCAUGGUGACAGCUAGUGAGCUGUACCUAACGGAAGACCAAGCGCGGUCCCUGAAGGAGUCUGUCGCGCGGUCUCACUCGCCGUCUACCCCGUCUACGCCUCGCAACAGGCGACAUAACAGGGAGCUGGACUUGGACAAUAUUAUACAGGGUCCUCGCAGUGCCAGGAAUCGAGAUAAGGGUGUAUCCAGCGCUAAGAAACGGGUGGCUUCGCCAAAGAGUCCUAAAGCAUCUACCUCAGGCGUGAAGAGUCAAGCCAAAAGCACGCCGGUCAGUCGCAAGCGUUUAGCCAGCGAGAGCAGUGAGAUAAGCGAAAGUAGCAACUCGGCACCGCCUGUAAGGCUUGAAGAGGUCGCUGGCGUCGAACCUGAGGUGCAACGCACUCCAAGGAAGAUUGACGGGGUCAAAGCCGGGCCCGGCUUUAUAAAGGGAGCAGCCAAACAGAACAUCGGCAAGAAGAACUCAAAACUGACCAAGUUCGAGAACGACGAAGACACGAUCUCCCAACUGGGCCCGAUCCCGGCGGGCGACAACAAAAUGUUCGCCGGACUACACUUCUUGCUGACGUGCACUGAUACGCCUAGACGGACGAGGGAGAAGAGUCAAAGCCACUACUCAUCUGAGGAGGACGGCGAGACGGCGGGCGCCAGCGCCAGCGCCGAAGACGUGGUGUUCUGCGCCAGACCCUUCCACAAGGAGCGCCUCAAGGAGCAGCUGGAAGCCGGCGGCGGCGUCGUCUACAGCCACUUCGACGAUGUGCCAAAGAACAAAUACUCCGUCUGCAAGCUCAUCUCACCUCGUCCUUGCCUCACCGCCAAGUACAUCCAGUGCCUCGCGGCUGACAUUCGAGCAGUGACCCACGGGUGGGUCAUCGAGAGCUGCAUCAAGAAUCAACUGGUGGACGUCGAGGCGUAUCUGCUCCCGGCUGGGUGGUCCUUGCAGAAGCAGCAGCAUAUUGAUUGGGCGCCGUCAUCAGGCAAACGCAACACGUCCUUCUUCAAGGACAAGCUCAUAGUGCUAUGCAGCGACAACGACAGCACAUUCCUCAAAUUUUGGGACCGAGUGUGCACCCUUGCGGGAGCCAACACGCGCGUGGUCAACGAAGACGAUCUCAACAUGGCCGGAGCCCUGGCCCUGGUCACAGAGUGGGACUGCCCGCAUGAAGUCCAGAACAAAGCCAACCAAGAUAAUAUCCCACUCGUCUCCACACACUGGGUCAUCCAAUGCCUGGUCGAAGCCAAGGUGCUUGACCCCAACGGUCAUGCCAACUUCUCAUUUGCAUUUACGGAGCAAGAAUGAUCCUGGGACUUCAGAAAAUACCUCAUAAUACGUGAAUUUUGACACUUAGAGGUAGCGCAGUGACGCAUAGUGUUAAGUGCAGUGUUAAAAUGGAAGUGUAGUUUUAAGUGGUCCGAUUUGGAAGUUGGGUUGAACUGGUCUGGUGUGUAGGUAAUAAAUAAGAUUGUAGCUAGUGUGAAAAUUGGCAACUAUAGUCAAAUAUUUGAGAGAGACUGUGAUUAUGGGACUGCUGAAAAUGGAAGGUUAGAAAAUAAAUUACAAAUAAAUUACAAUUAACAAGUACAUACUAUUACUAUCCGUGUAUAAACGUAAUAAUUCAUCUCCGUUUUCCAAUAUUUUCAUAGGUGUACUUUCUAUUUGUAAUGUCACUUGUGAUUCUCAUUGUGAUCUCCAAACUUAAUGUAUUAUUGCAAAAAGUCCAUUUAAUAUGUUAAUCCUACAUAAAACUAGUAAUUUGGCAUAAAAUGUUGAAGAAUACAAUAGAAAUAUAUGGAAUGUUAGAUCAAUGGUUCAACCCUAGUAAAAUUUGAAAAUCAUGAAAGACGUUUCGUCACUAAUAUAAAAUUAAUAUUAUUGACUAUGUACCUGAUACAACAGGUCCAUUCUAAAUGAUCUGCAGGUAUACUUAUAUCGUAGUUAAGUUAUAAUAAGUACAGUGUGAAUUUUCCCAAUGAUCUAUUCUUAUAUACUCUUAGUGUAAAGUUGUGCAAGCAACAAAUCUGUUUUCUUGUAUCAAAGAAUUUGUCGAUGUUUAGGGUAAGCUAUAAUGAGUAUUACAGCUUGAUUCAUGUUAACUAUAAUAUAAAAAACUUGGCGAGAAUGCAAUGAACCGUGGCUAAAUGUAGUGUUUACGAAAGUUGGAUAUAAUUAAGGUAUUUAACAUCUAAUGUUUAAUCUUACUAUUCCUACGGGGACUUGAUAUAGUCAUUUAUAAGCCCGAUUAUUUAGUGGGUAUUGAGUACUAUAAGUUGUCUUUAUAAUAUGACCUGGUACAUUUGAUGUUGCUUAAAUAUGUGGGUUGUACCUUUGAGUCAGUAUGUACGAAGAUACUAUAGUAAAUGUUGGAGCCUUUGUCAAGGUGACAGUUGUAUUCAAAUAUUAAGUGUAUAUUCUUAGGUAGUCUAUACAGAGGCGAUUUAAUGAAAACUUGUAUUACUUAAAACUUAAAUGUCAGAUGCAGACUAACUUUUACUAUGGAACAAAAUCCCCAUUUAUGCUAAAAAAACAUUACAAGAUUUGAAACUACAUUGAUGUUACUUUCACAAUUCAAGUGUUGAUGAUUAAUAGCUGAAGAUUAAGGACAUACAAGAUUUAAUAUUUUAUCCUAUGUGUUAAUAUUUAAGGAAAAUUGCUAAUUAAAGGUAGCAUAAUACCUUUUUGUGUGCAUUUAGGUAAUAGAUGCAAUUAGUUGUAAGAAGAAAAAGGUGAUUUGCCUUGAUAAUGUAAGAUAAAAUGAGGGUGAGAUGUGUGAUCACACAUAUUGUUUUAAAAUUCCGGAGGAUCUACUAUAAUGUGGAAACCUCAUCGAGCAAUGUGCGAUUGACAUCAGUACAUCUUUCUAUGUGAAAAGAAUUGAUGAAUCAGAUUUGUGCGACUUAAAUAAGUCUGAAUAAAAGUAGGUAAGAUUCUAGCUUAACAUAUUAUUGUGUGUAAUAAUUGGUGAGUAAACUUGGUCUCAUUUAUACAUAAUCUAGUGGUAUUCUAUUUUUUGGCAAUAUUCCUAAGUUCUUGACAGUUUUAUUUGUUGAAAUUAAUUUUCUUGUGCUUGUUAUAAACAAAGCCUUUUUUCAACAAUAAUUUAUAAUAUUAUGUUCACAUUAUACAUUUAUUGAAGGAUUUUUUGAAAGAACUAAGUGACUAUUUAUAACUAAAUGUAGACUUUAAAUAUCCUUCGAUAAAUGUAUGUUGUAUUGCUAAAAGAUGCUUAGUGAUAUUUUGACUUCGUGAUAUGUUUGGAUAGUAUUUUUUUAUUUGCUCUUUAAUUUCAAUCAUGUAUGACAUUUUUAUUUUUAUUUUCUUGUAGGUGGAAGCAGUAGGUAUUUUUACUUUAUUGACUUCUCGUCGCAAAUUAGCUUAAAAGUAGUCUUAGGAGAUAUUUUUAGCCCCCAUGUUCAUAAAAAUAUUAUUAAACAGGAUGAAACUCCAUUAGCUAAUCUCCCGUUUGGGUAUUCUUUUUCUGUCAAAUCUUGACAGUGGUGUUCACAGCAGACAAUUAGCUAAAUGGUUGUUUUAAUUAAUUUAGUUUUUAUGAAUAAUCGGGGAAUAACAUUCUACAUUUAACUUCAAACUGUGCUAUUUUCAAAGAUCGAUGUUUUUUGGACCAUUCGGGAAUUUAUCAAAAAAUUGUCACUGUAUGUACGAAAAUUAAAGCUUGAUCUGUACUGUAUAUACCUACCGUAUUUAAUAAGUGUUACUAAUUUAGAUAUAAUAUCUAAGACAUGACUGUCAGGCGAGUCAUACCACAAAGUCUAAAACUAAUUCAUAGUUACAAUUUCAUCGGAAAUUCAUAGCUGUAUUUGACUCGUAUUGAUAUCUGUAAUUAAUGUUUCAGAGUUAUCACAAGAUAUUAAACUUUUUGGAUACAUUUUAAUUAGUAUUCUAUUGAGGUGUGAAUUAGUAUUAUCUAAUGUCAAAUGACUAUGAAUUUCUAUAUUUUGUCGUAGAGUUGAUGUGAAAUUUUGGUUCUAGUGACUUUUAGUCAAUAAACAUGCAUUUUAAUUAAUUUGAGCUAUAUGUUGGUGGAUUGACACAACAUUAUUGUGUUCUCGCAUUUUGUAGUUGUCUUUAUUUGUUUUUGUUAUGUUGUCGUAAUUUCGUUGUAAGAUUGUAUGGAGUCAUGGUAGAAAAUUAAAUGUAAUG
Messenger RNA from Ostrinia furnacalis (Asian corn borer), 6776 nucleotides. Its product is annotated as TP53-binding protein 1. The coding region runs from base 243 to 3917 and encodes 1224 amino acids. Gene Ontology annotation, molecular function: histone binding. The record is from RefSeq and is a predicted model, not a curated record. NCBI's taxonomy places the organism in Eukaryota, Metazoa, Arthropoda, Insecta, Lepidoptera, Crambidae. The transcript has 11 exons. Gene Ontology annotation, cellular component: nucleus. Gene Ontology annotation, biological process: DNA damage checkpoint signaling; positive regulation of transcription by RNA polymerase II.